AUGUUGGGGCAGAGCGUCCUCUGCUUCAUCACGUCCGUGGUCCUCAGGAGCCUCUACGAGGAGGGGCCGGGGAAGAACCUGCCAUUCUCUGUAGAAAACAAAUGGCAAUUGUUAGCAAAAAUGACUCUCUUCUUUGGCUCUGGAUUUGUUGCACCGUUCUUCAUAGUCAGACACCACCUGCUUAAGAAAUGAAGAGAGUGGUUUCCCUUCAGGAACCAG
This is a messenger RNA of Ornithorhynchus anatinus (platypus), 219 nucleotides long. Its product is annotated as cytochrome c oxidase subunit 7C, mitochondrial-like. Bases 1 to 192 code for a protein of 63 amino acids. Gene Ontology annotation, biological process: mitochondrial electron transport, cytochrome c to oxygen. The transcript has a single exon. NCBI's taxonomy places the organism in Eukaryota, Metazoa, Chordata, Mammalia, Monotremata, Ornithorhynchidae. The record is from RefSeq and is a predicted model, not a curated record.